Punctularia strigosozonata HHB-11173 SS5 is the source of this 684-nucleotide messenger RNA. RefSeq names its product ATPase V1/A1 complex subunit E. The coding region runs from base 1 to 684 and encodes 227 amino acids. NCBI's taxonomy places the organism in Eukaryota, Fungi, Basidiomycota, Agaricomycetes, Corticiales, Punctulariaceae. Gene Ontology annotation, molecular function: proton-transporting ATPase activity, rotational mechanism. Gene Ontology annotation, biological process: proton transmembrane transport. The transcript is spliced from 8 exons. The record is from RefSeq and is a predicted model, not a curated record. Gene Ontology annotation, cellular component: proton-transporting two-sector ATPase complex, catalytic domain.
AUGUCGAACCGGCCGCUGAACGAUGAGGAGGUUAUCAACGAGAUGAACAAGAUGGUGGCCUUCAUCAGGCAGGAGGCUCAAGAAAAGGCGCGCGAGAUCAAAGUCAAGGCCGACGAGGAAUUCGCGAUCGAGAAGGCCAAGCUCGUGAAGCAAGAACAACAGGCCAUCGACGCACAAUACGAGAAGAAGCGCAAGGGUGCCGAGGUUGCACAGAAGAUCGCGCAGUCGAACCUGACGAACAAGUCACGGCUAAAGAUUUUGCACAAGCACGAGGAGCACGUCCAGGAUCUGUUCGCCACCGCUCGGGAAGAGCUCGUCAAGCUGUCUCAAGACAGCGGCCGCUAUCAACAAUUCCUCGAGGGCGUGAUCGUUCAGGGAUACCUCCAGCUGCUUGAGCCCGACGUUACAGUUAUCGCCAGGGAGAAGGAUAUCGAGACGGUGAAAACGGCUGCAUCAAAUGCGGCUGAGCAAUACAAGGAGAUCAGUGGAAGGGAGGUCAAGUUCGAGGUUGAGGGCGGUUUGGGGAACGAGAGUGCCGGUGGCGUCAAGCUUAUCUCUGGCACCCGGCGGAUCACGCUCGACAACACGCUCGAUGAGAGGCUCAGGCUCCUCGAAGAUCGCAUGCUCCCCGAGAUCAGAGCAGACCUCUUCGGCCCGAACCCGAACCGCAAGUUCUACACAUGA